UAAACUCGGAUAAAUUUCGGAUACAUAUGAAUUAAAUUUAAUCAAAAUUUAAUCAUUCACAAAUAUAUGUAAUAUAUCCCUUCCAUAAUGAAUAAUGUGUGAAAAUUCAAUUUUAGCUAACUUCGUUAUAUAUGUAUUAGUAAUUAGCAAUCAUCAGAGUUGGUUAACUUGGAGUUACUAGUGUCUGAUUAACUCAGCCUCUGCUUAGUGCUCAUUCGAACGACCUCUAAUCACCUUGGUAAUAUUCUUAAAUAAACAUGGCACCAAUUUCUCAAACAUCCGUUUUAAUGAAAGUCAGCAAAGGAUUUAGUAAACGAUUUUUCUCAACGACACGGAUUUUGGGAGCAAAGCAGAUGACAGUUCGAGAUGCCCUUAAUUCUGCAUUAGAUGAAGAAUUAUCGCGGGAUGAACGAGUUUUUGUUAUGGGAGAAGAAGUUGCUCAGUAUGAUGGUGCUUACAAAAUUACCAGAGGUCUACUCAAAAAAUACGGGGAGAAACGAAUCAUUGAUACACCAAUUACUGAAGCUGGGUUUACAGGAAUGUGUGUAGGUGCAGCAUUUAAUGGAUUACGACCAGUAUGUGAAUUUAUGACUAUGAAUUUUGCAAUGCAAGCCAUAGAUCAAAUAAUUAAUUCAGCAGCAAAGACUUUCUACAUGUCAGCUGGCCGAGUUAAUGUACCAAUUGUAUUUCGAGGUCCAAAUGGAGCAUCUGCUGGUGUUGCUGCACAACAUUCACAGUGUUUUGCUGCGUGGUAUGCACAUGUACCUGGAUUAAAAGUAAUUACACCUUAUAGUGCUGAGGAUGCUCGUGGUUUACUAAAAGCUGCAAUUCGUGAUCCUGAUCCUGUGGUAUUUUUGGAACAUGAAUUAUUAUACGGUGUACAAUUUCCAGUAUCGGACGAAGCGUUAGAUAAGGACUUCGUUUUACCCAUAGGCAAAGCAAAGGUAGAAAGAGCAGGAAAACAUGUGACACUAGUAUCAUUUUCAAAGGGGACUGAAACAUGUUUAGAAGCAGCUAAAGAUUUACAAGCAAAGGGGAUUGAAGCAGAAGUUAUAAAUCUAAGAUCAGUACGACCACUUGAUAUUAAAACAGUAGAAGAUUCAGUAAAAAAAACACAUCAUCUAAUAACCGUUGAACACGGAUGGCCUACAAGUGGUAUUGGGGCUGAAGUAAUUGCUCGAAUAAUGGAAAGUGAAGCUUUCUUCCACUUAGAUGCACCUGCAUUACGAGUAACAGGUGUCGAUACACCAAUGCCAUACGCAAAAACUUUAGAAGAUGCCGCGAUACCAGUUGGUCAAGAUGUAGUGAAAGCUGUAACUAAAAUCUUAAAAGCUUAAGAACUUUUAUAUAAAAAUAUUCGUGUAUAAAGAACAAUUUAUUAAUCGGUGAACUUCUAUUUGAAAAGUGACAAUAAGUUGAAAAAGCGAUAAUUUUAUUAAUAUGUAAAUAUGUAGUUCAAUUUUUAACACCAUUAAAUAUUUCAGAAGUUUAUAAUUUUAUUUUUAUUCUAUGUAAAAAUGUAUACAUUUUGUUAAAUAUAAAUGAUGUCCCCAUGUUUUAAUAAA
Molecule: messenger RNA, 1565 nt
Organism: Chrysoperla carnea
Lineage: Eukaryota; Metazoa; Arthropoda; Insecta; Neuroptera; Chrysopidae
Gene: Pdhb
Product: pyruvate dehydrogenase E1 component subunit beta, mitochondrial
Exons: 3
Coding region: 258-1337 (359 amino acids)
Biological process (GO): pyruvate decarboxylation to acetyl-CoA
Molecular function (GO): pyruvate dehydrogenase (acetyl-transferring) activity
Source: RefSeq, a predicted model, not a curated record